Molecule: messenger RNA, 4354 nt
Organism: Macrosteles quadrilineatus (aster leafhopper)
Lineage: Eukaryota; Metazoa; Arthropoda; Insecta; Hemiptera; Cicadellidae
Exons: 4
Coding region: 512-2212 (566 amino acids)
Biological process (GO): regulation of transcription by RNA polymerase II
Molecular function (GO): RNA polymerase II cis-regulatory region sequence-specific DNA binding; DNA-binding transcription factor activity, RNA polymerase II-specific
Source: RefSeq, a predicted model, not a curated record
GCUAGAGAGUAGCUGUACCGUGCCGUUCUGCUGUGCUGCCGUGCCGUGAGUGUGUGAAGUGUAGGAUACCGUGUCCGCUAACAGACUGUUGUGUGUCGUGCAAGGAUUUUACCAAAAUACAGGGACGCAGGCUUAGACAAUAUAAAUAUAACUUGUCAUACACCAAAACCGCUGCCAUAUUUGUACAUAAGACGUUCUAGCCACACAAACGAAGAUUCGCAAUGGGAACAUGGCGAUGAACUCAAGACAAACGAAACUGGCUGAUCGAGUGACUUCUAUAUCAAGAACAAGGACGAUUUCUUGAAGAAAGUUCUUAUUUUGCUUCAAAGAAACCGUCUAGUUAUUGCUGAACACUUAGAUAUAGAAGACUAUCCGAGUGUUGUCUGACAAGUUUGUUUCUACAAAAGUUGUUUGAAAGAAAUCAACUUAUGAUGGAGGACAAAUAGAUCUAGUGAGUUAUAUUAUUAUUAUGCUAGUGAUCAUUCACCACUAGUGAGACUAUAGUUUAAUUAUGGAUAUAUCCGAAGCCUUCCGGCCAGAGGAUAUAACAAAAACCGACUUCUUCGACUUCGUGGUGGCGCCAGACGUAGUUGACAACAGUUCUCUUCAGCAAUUCAACAGAUCCAUGAAGUCCGUUGGGAUAUUCUUGGAAUCCUACAAUAACAACAACAACGAAGAUCCCUCUUCGGAGAGGAAAGAGACUAACAACAACCAUCUAGUAUUAGGAUCCGCUCCUGCGGAUGGAGCGACCCAGUCACCGGGGUUCACGGUCACGGACCAACCUUUCUGGCCCCAAUCGGCCAACUGUGAUAAGGACUCUGUACGAUGGGAGCCUUCCAUGCUGGAGGAUCUCAACUGUUGGAGCCAGGGCCAAGGAGGAAACUCCUCGUCGACGAAGGUAGACGGGGAGAACACCGAUGGUGCCAUUUACACUUUGACAGUUCUGAACGGAGCUGAGCAGUCCUCCACUUGGUACCGAGCACCGGAGACUCCGGAGGAAGAAACGAACCGAAGCCAAUCGACCACAUCGACCAACCUGUCGUCCCACCAAAACUCUCUAGAUCUCGAUACAUUUUUAGAUAGCAUCCCCUCUUCUGUAGCAAAGAGCAUGGCAGAGACAACCUCGUAUCAGAACGGAUAUCCGAGGACGACAGCCGAGCUGACGACCACGGUGGCAACCACUGUCACUCCGCAGACUACCACCAUCAAGAGCGAGUUCGCCUACGACGACAGUGGCUACGCGGACAGAAAAGAGGGAAUUUGCGACCAUUUAGUUACUGAAAUAGUACUAAACAACCCACCUGGAGGCCAAUUCAAUAAUAACAACGACUGGAAGAUCUCUGACAACAACGAAAGGUCGACGUCAGGAGGAAUGGACUCUUUGUUGAGAAAUGCGCUUCAAGGAAAAGCAUUCCUCACGAGGUACAACGGCAGCCAUCCCGUAAAGACGGAAAAGUCUGAAGACAUAAGAAGGGUGUUGGUGAGUCCCCCUGCUGCAAAACCGUCGUCGGAAGCAUCGUUUUCGACUGAGAUGGAUGACGACAUUAAGACCAGAUCUCCACUGAUGGCGGUAUCACUUGAAGGCGGCACAGUAGUUAUGUUCGACGGCGGAGGUGGUACUGGAACUAUGCUUAUUGAUUCCGACAAUCCCAGCUCGGCGCAGAGCAUGGACGACAUAUUCCUGUCCCAGCUGGACGCCGUUUCGUAUCCCGAGGACUACGAAAAACUCAAGAGGAUCGAAAACGAAGUGGCGGAAUCAGUGGAGCAAUAUUGUAAUUUAGACCCUUCCGGACAAAGUAUUUACAUCCAACCCCACCUAGGAGACGGUAGACUCCCAUCUAUAGGCAACUUGGACCACACCAUCCUGAAUUCGAUUUCUACCACCUCAAAGUCCAACAAGAAGUACACAAAGAGGUCAUCGUCGAGUAGUAAAAGUCCCCACCAACUGCAGAGCCCCAGCAGUUCCUCUGGGAUCAGGAAGGAGCGGUCUUUGCACUACUGCAACAUCUGCAGCAAGGGUUUUAAGGACAAAUAUUCUGUGAAUGUUCACAUCAGGACACACACGGGCGAGAAACCCUUCGCCUGUUCGUUGUGCGGGAAAAGCUUCAGACAGAAAGCUCAUCUCGCCAAGCACUACCACACGCAUCUGGCGCAGGCGAAGAACGCGGCCAACGGAUCUGCGAACAAGCCUCCGCCGAACAAGUCCCGGUAGCUAGGAACGAGUCCGUGAAUUGAGUCGAUCAAUGAUUGAUGUACACGUAUUAGUAGAGGAUAAGAGGACAAAUUAAUAAGGAUAUUAGUACGAUAGCAUUAUAAAUUAAACCAUCUUGUACAAUUUGCAUAGAAAACCUUUGUUAAAAUAUGGAGAUUGUUCAAUUCUUUGCCACACUAUAACAGGAAUGUCAUUGAUGAAUCUUUAUCACACGGAUAUUUAUUAAAAGGAACUUUAAAACCUCGCAGGAAAGUUCAUGCAAUUUUCCAAAUGAAGAAAAUGCAAUUUUUUAGAACGUGUACAUCGAUCAACGACUCGCCUAUGUGCUGUGACUUCUGAACUGUGUCUUAUCCAGAGUGCUUGCCAUUUAAUGUUAUAUUUUAAUUGUAUUGCCAACAUAUUAUAGUGUUUAUAGCAAUAUCGUUUUAUUGUGAAGAUUAUUUAUGUCAUUGUUGAGUAUUUAUUUGUUCUUCAUCGCCUCAUUGUAACAAGUUUUCUGCCAAAUCGAUCGAACAAUAUCUGGUGCCAAAUAUAGUCCCAUGUGCCGGAUUCAAUUUUCUUUCAAUUUUCGUUCGCAUUCAAGCCACCAAUAAUUUAAUUUAAAGUUACCUACAUCUUCAAAAUAUUAAUAUUUAUCUCUUCGACCCCAUUGGCCAAUGCUAUACUUGGUUUUAGUUCCUGAAACUGUUGUAAAUAUUGUUAAAUUAUUUUUGUACUAAAUUUUUAUAUGACUUUAUCUCUAUGUAUAACUUUUAAAUGUGUAUUUUUCUAUCUCGAGGUACUUAAAUAGUCUAACCUAGUUUUAAAUCUUGGCUUUUCGAUAUUGUAAAAUGGUUGAAAAUACACCUUAGGUUAAAAUCAAUUGUAUUAGUGUAACACUCAAUGUAAAGACAAAUAUGUCUUGUUUGAUUGUUUUUCUUUACAAUUUAAAGUCUAUUAAAAAAUUAAAUGCAUUGCCACCUCCCAGGGACAAAGUUAUCAGUGUAAAAAAAAAUUGUAAACCCGAUAAAGCCUAAGUGGCAACAUAGACCAAAUGUUAAAGUAAAUUUAAAUAACUGUUGAAGAAUAUGAUUUAUAUGGAGUUAUUACCUACAGUAUGGUCCACGAGAGUCUGCAGUUGAGGGAGGAGCCUAUUUACCACGUGACCUCGAAGGAGCCAAUGAGAAUCGCGCGUUGUUGCCAAAUCUAAUAAUACCAGCUGAUUUGAAAAUAUUGUUUAGUAUAUUUUAAUUAGUGUCGUCAACAGGUGAUAUGGCAACGUCUCACUGGCCCUGUCUUGUGAUAGGUUGACCCCAACUGCAAACUCUCGUGGACCCUAUUAUAAUUACUACUGUCACUUUAUCAGUUGUUGUCCAAUUGAAUUAAAUGAUACCUCGGUAACAGUCAAACAUGUAAAUGGUCGGGUAAAAGAUUUGCUAGGCAAAGAAAUUAGCCUCUCAACUCAAUAGAUAGUCAUGAGGUUUUGUGUAUAGCAGGAGCAGAUUGUUAAAAGCUAUGCUAGAUUUUUAUUUGAAUAUUUUAAGAAAUUUCAAAUCCUGGCGUUGAUUAAGCCUUUGACUAUAGAUACAACUAAAUCUUCCAUCACCAUAUUACAGCUGUUGCUUGUUAGAAUAAAAACUAGCAAAGUUUAAAUGAACCACCUACAGAAUGCACUAUUGUAAAUUAAUUAUUUCUGUUGAAUACACAAAAUUUUAACCAAGCCAAACUAAAAGAGCAACUUACUAAGUAACAUUUUCUGUGAUUGAUUCAUUUGACCAUGUCAUUUUUUAAUUUUAAAAAACGUCUGCAGCUGGUCCAUAUAAAAUAUGGGAAGUCUACCUCCAAAAGGCUUGACGAUUUUGAACGAUUUUGACUAUAAUAUUUAAAGAAAUUCCAAUUUAUGGUUAAAAUUUAAUUAAUUAUAAAAUAGAAUCAAAUACACUGCAUAGCUGCAUAUCAUAGCCAACCUAUACCCAUACCACACUGAGCCUAGGUUCAGAACCCAGCUGUUAUUAUGCAACUGUCAGUCAAGAGCUGAUAAGUGUUGCCAACCUCGCCUAACAACAGGCUCGCGGCUUGUUUUUUAUGAUAGGUUGCCACACCUGAGACUGAGUACUUUGUAUAAAUCAAGUCAAACAAUGCGGCAAAGACGGCUAACCGUGG